Rotaria sordida is the source of this 447-nucleotide messenger RNA. NCBI's taxonomy places the organism in Eukaryota, Metazoa, Rotifera, Eurotatoria, Philodinida, Philodinidae. The record is from the annotation of a GenBank genome assembly.
AUGUUGCAAUAUAACAUUCUUUGGCUUGAUGCAAAUUCGUCAGAUCCAAUGAGUAAUUUUCGUAGUAAACUUGGUGAUGCACAAACAUUUACAGAUGUCAAGAAUUGUAUUCAAUAUGUUCAAUCUCAUCCAAAUGAAUCAUUUUAUCUCAUUGUUUCGGGUUCACUUGCUAAAGAAAUCGUUCCAGUAAUCUAUGAAUCUUCAAAUCUUUUACAAAUCUUUCUUUUUUGUGGAUCAGUUUCUACUUAUGUAGAAUGGGCAAUGGAUUAUUAUGAUAAAAUCAUGAUAUUUGAUCAUGGUGAUGAUCUUUUAGAACGAUUAUGGAAUGAUUUACAAAACAAGUUACGAGAACAAGCGACACUAUGUUUACAAGGUGCAGAGGAAUAUAAAAAACGUGCAGAGGAAUAUAAACAACGAGCUUUACAAUAUAAAAAGCCAUGUGGUUAA